AUGGUGUCCCUCGUCAACGCCGGCGGCGACGGCGACGACCUGCGCGACCCCGAGGCGCCGACGAACCACGACGAGCGCGCGCUCCAGGAGGGCUUCACGCUGGGCCGCGUCGUCUGGUUCGGCGGCAAGGACGACUGGUGGGGCGACUGGUGCUUCUACGUCGACAACGAGCACACGCUCAUCAGCACGUGGCGCGGCCACGCGCUGCACCCCUUCGAGCGCUUCGACCGCGUCUGCUACUUCCUCUGCGUCGUCUGCUUCUCGCUCUUCAUGUCGGCCUACAUCCAGCACGAGCACCCCGUGCACGAGUCCCUCGCGGUCUACUGCUUCUGGGUCGCGUUCUCGUCGUUCCUGCUCGUGGUCUACGACCUGCUCCUGCGCAUGCUCGCAACGUGCCCCUGCGUCCAGCCCGGCGCGGCGCUCCACGGCGUCUGCUGGCUCUGCCGCGACUGCUUCAAGGACGCGGGCAAGCAGAGCCUCUACAUCGCGUCGAUCUGUUCUUUGGGGCUGCUCGUCGCCGGCGUCGUGCUCGCGGUGACGGCGGACGUGGACCCGGGCAUGUACUUCGCGACCUUCGGCCUCAUGCGCGUCUGCUCCUACGUGGCGGAGUUCGGGCCCCUGGCCUACGGCUUCUACAGCCGCCGCGAGGGCCAGCGCGAGUACUGGCUCGAGGGCGCGCAGGGCGGCGCGUACCCGCUGGGCUUCGCGAAGCCCGACCCGCUCUUCGUCCGCGAGACGCGGACCCACGGCGUCAAGCGCCACUGGCCGGGCUCCGUCGACAACCCCAUGCACGGCGGCCGCCGCAACUCGACGGACCUCCGCCGCGAUCACGCCGCGGCCGCCGCGCGCCGCGAGCGCCAGGUCGAGAUGCUCAAGAAGGCCCGGGAGCAGACGCGGGCUGCCCCCUAUUGCCGCGCGAUGGCCGACGAGGCGGCGUACCUGCUCGCGGACGAGGACGCGGGCCUGCUCGGCGGCGUGCGGGCGCAGGCGCGGCGCCGGUCGAGGAAGCGCUGGGCCCUUGGCACAACAGCAACCCUCUGCGUCGUCGCGGGCCUCUCCCGCGACCGCGGGCGCCUGUCCGUCUGGAACUUCGCGCCGAGCGUGCUCGCGCCGGCGCUGGCGCCGCCGUUGCUGCCCGCGGGCCAGCGCUGCGGCGUGCCGGGCCUGCGGCGGGCCGAGGCGCAGGGCUUCCUCGACGAGGCGACGCGCGCGCCCGGCAGCCACCGCGCGCUGCCCUACUGGAGCAAGGCCGCGCGCGUCGACGGCUGCGAGGUCCACGCCGUGACCCUCGAGCUGCGCCACACGCACCUCGACGAGCUCGAGGCCGCCGUGCUCGCCGCGAGCACGCCGGGCCACGCGCGGUUCCGGCAAUUUUGGACCGCGGACGAGGUCCGGACCCUGACGACGGACGCGGCGGACGCGGCCACCGUCGAGGCCUGGCUCGCGGGGCUGGGCCUCGAGGCCCACGCGACGCGCAGCGGCGGCUUCGUCACCGUCCAGGCGCCCGUGCACGCCAUCGAGCGCAUGUUCGAGUGCACGAUGUUCCUGUGGGCCAAAACGCUCGCGGGCGACGGGUCCGUCUACCGCUGCGACGGCGACUACUCGCUGCCCGCGGCGGUCUACGCGUCCGUCCACGCCGUCUACGGCGUCGCGGAGCUGCCCGUGCUCCUCGGCGGCGCGAAGCGGCACGUGGAGAUUUUGGACGGGUCCGACGUCAGAGGCCACGACCGGCGGAUCACGCCGCAGAAGCUCCAGCGCUUCUACGGCAUCGACGCCGAGUACAUGUACGCUUCGGGCCCGCCGACGCGGGCGACCCAGGCCCUCUUCGAGACCAUCGGCCAGGAGUACUCGCCCCGGGACCUGCGGACCUUCGACGGCUUCUUCGAUCUGCCGGUCCACGAGAACCUCACGUCCGUCGGCGGCCACGUCGUCGACAGAUGCGACGACCCGGGCGACUGCGCCGAGGGGAACCUGGACGUCCAGUACAUGACGGCCCUCGCGCCGCGCGCGCCGACGACGUUCUUCUACGUCGACGACGACCAGGACUUCGACGACCCCUUCGUGCUCUUCGCGAUGCGCGUGUCGAACAUGGAGCACCCGCCGCUCGUGACGUCCAUCUCCUACGGGUCCCUGGAGACGGCGCUCGUGCCCAGCGUCAUGCGGAGCUUCAACGUCGCCGCGAUGAAGCUCGCGCUCAUGGGCGCGACGGUCUUCGUGAGCAGCGGCGACGACGGCGUCGCGAACGUCAUCUCGCGCGCGUCCCAGUGCGCCUACGCGCCGUCCUACCCGGCGUCGUCGCCCUGGGUCGUCGCGGUCGGCGCGACGACGACGACGAACGACUGGGGCGCGCGCGGCGAGGGCGAGGUCGUCUGCCAGAGCGACUACGAGGACUCCGUGAUCACGUCCGGCGGCGGCUUCUCGACGGUCUUCGACGCCCACAACUACACGCGGCCCGCGGUCGACGCGUACCUCGCGUCGCACGCGCCGUUCCCGGGCUUCCGGCGCGAGGGCCGCGCGUACCCGGACGUGGCGCUGGCGGGCUACGGCUACGAGGUCGUCAUCGGCGGCGAUUUGUACGCGGUCUCGGGCACGUCGUGCUCGGCGCCCGCCGUCGCGGCCAUGGCGUCGCUCGUCAACGCCAUCCGGCUCGAGGCCGGCGCGCCGCCGCUGGGCUUCAUCAACCCCGUGCUCUACUGGUCGCGCGGGGCCUUCGCGAACGACGUCACGUCCGGCUCGAACCACUGCGUGUCCCACGCGGCCCACUGCUGCUUCCAGGGCUUCAACGCGGGGCCGGGCUGGGACCCGGCGACGGGCUUCGGGAGCGUCGACUACGGCCGCUUCGAGGCGCUGUUCCUGUCGGACCUCGACGCGGCGACCAUCUUCGCGGCGAAGGCGCGGCUCCGCCUCCGAUAA
Messenger RNA from Aureococcus anophagefferens, 2913 nucleotides. RefSeq lists its product as hypothetical. Gene Ontology annotation, molecular function: serine-type endopeptidase activity; tripeptidyl-peptidase activity. The record is from RefSeq and is a predicted model, not a curated record. The coding region runs from base 1 to 2913 and encodes 970 amino acids. The transcript is spliced from 2 exons. Gene Ontology annotation, biological process: proteolysis. NCBI's taxonomy places the organism in Eukaryota, Pelagophyceae, Pelagomonadales, Pelagomonadaceae.